Ceratina calcarata is the source of this 2518-nucleotide messenger RNA. RefSeq names its product Lysyl-tRNA synthetase (gene LysRS). Gene Ontology annotation, cellular component: aminoacyl-tRNA synthetase multienzyme complex; mitochondrion; cytosol. The coding region runs from base 240 to 2075 and encodes 611 amino acids. Gene Ontology annotation, molecular function: tRNA binding; lysine-tRNA ligase activity; ATP binding. The transcript is spliced from 8 exons. The record is from RefSeq and is a predicted model, not a curated record. Lineage: Eukaryota; Metazoa; Arthropoda; Insecta; Hymenoptera; Apidae. Gene Ontology annotation, biological process: lysyl-tRNA aminoacylation.
AUUUGGCAUGUGUAAACAAUUGUCUAUUGCAUACACCUCUUAUUCAAACAGAACCAUCAUGGGACAGUGAUCAAUGCUGUUUUGUGGUUAACCACAUUGUUCUCUGGGCAUCUGUCUAUAUGGAUUUAAUUUUUACGAGCGUUAAAUAGUUAUAUUUCACGAAGUUCUAUGAACAAAUGUAUUUAUUAUACGUACAUGUAAAUAAACUAUUAGUGUUAUAACGACGCUUUUAAUUAAAAAUGUUGUAUAACAUAACCAAAGUUUUUGUUGACGUGGUAUUGCCGGUACUUCAUAAAACGAAACCAACUAAAUUGCAUCAAAUAUCUAUUCGUAAUUUUCACACGAAUGAGUUGAAAAGACGUUUGAAAGCAGAACAAAAAUUGAAGGAAAAAGCAGAAAAAGAAGCGAAACUACUGGCAGAGGCAGCCACGAAAAGUGAAAGCCAAACUGAAAAGAAAAAAGAAGAUAAGGAAGAGGAAAUUAGUCCAAAUGAAUAUAUUAAACUUAGAACACAAGCAGUCCAUCAUCUCAAGAGCAUCAAUGAAUCUCCAUAUCCACAUAAAUUUCAUGUGUCAAUCUCAUUGGAAAAUUUCAUUGAGAGAUUUAGUGAUAACUUGAAAAAUGAAGAAAUUAUGUUCAAUGAAGUACAUAGUGUGGCUGGCCGUGUACACUCGAUCAGAGGGGCUGGUGCUAAGCUUAUUUUUUAUGACCUCAGAGGGGAAGGCGUCAAAAUUCAAGUAAUGGCUAAUGCAAGACAUUAUAAAGAUCAAGAAAAAUUUGCUGAUGAUACUGCUAAGAUAAAAAGAGGUGACAUCAUUGGUGUGGUUGGAAAUCCUGGGAAAACCAAGAAGGGUGAAUUUUCUAUUAUGCCUCAUAGUAUUACCCUUUUGAGUCCUUGUUUGCAUAUGUUGCCACACCUGUUUUUCGGUUUGAAAGACAAGGAAACGAGAUUCCGUCAACGUUAUUUAGAUCUUAUUUUGAACGACAGAGUGAGGAAAACGUUUCAAGUACGUGCAAAAAUAGUUGCGUACGUACGAAAAUUUCUUGAUGAACUGGGCUUUUUAGAAGUUGAAACACCAAUGAUGAAUAUGAUCCCCGGUGGUGCAACAGCUAAACCUUUUAUUACACAUCAUAAUGAAUUGAACAUGGAUUUAUAUAUGCGCAUUGCUCCAGAAUUAUAUCUUAAAAUGUUGGUAGUAGGUGGAAUGGAUAGGGUGUAUGAAAUUGGAAGACAGUUUAGAAACGAAGGAAUAGAUUUGACACACAAUCCGGAAUUUACUACGUGUGAAUUUUACAUGGCCUACGCAGAUUAUAACGACUUGAUGUCUAUUACAGAAGAUAUGAUGUCAGGGAUGGUGAAAGCUAUUCAUGGCAGUUAUAAAAUAACAUACCAUCCAGAUGGACCAGAAGGCGAAGCAGUAGAAAUUGAUUUCACUCCGCCGUUUAAACGAGUUUCAAUGAUGGAAACACUAGAACAAGUUCUAAAAACUAAAUUACCACCAGCGGACAAACUAAACACUCCAGAAACAAAUCAAAUACUUAGCGAUCUUUGCGUAAAACACGAAAUCGAAUGUCCGCCACCAAGAACAACAGCUAGAUUGUUAGAUAAACUUGUUGGAGAAUUUAUAGAAGAGACUUGUAUCAAUCCUACCUUCAUUAUGGAUCACCCACAAAUUAUGUCUCCUUUAGCAAAGUGGCACCGUUCUCAACAAGGCUUAACAGAACGAUUUGAAUUAUUUGUUAUGAAGAAAGAAGUCUGUAAUGCGUACACAGAAUUGAACGAUCCUUUAGUUCAACGAGAGAGAUUUGAGCAACAGGCAAAAGAUAAAGCAGCCGGAGAUGAUGAAGCUCAAUUAAUUGAUGAAAAUUUCUGUACCGCAUUAGAAUAUGGUUUACCACCAACUGCAGGUUGGGGAUUAGGUAUCGAUCGUGUUACUAUGUUUCUCACAGAUUCAAACAAUAUUAAAGAGGUACUGUUGUUCCCACAAAUGAAACCAGAUGAUCCAAACAAAAAUCAAGGAGUAUCCGACGACGAUAAAACAAUGAAUGAGAACACAAAUCAUGUAGAAAAAUGAAGAUUCAUCUUCAUGUAAUCUCUCUGUGUGCAAACUGUUCUUUGAAUACGAAGUGAAAUAACGAAAUAAAAAAGCUAUACUUUCAACAAUUGAAAUGUCGUUAUAUUUUGUCAUAACUGAAAGAACUGUUUCUUUUCUUCUAAGAAACUCUACUCCUACUAGUCUAUACUAUUACUUACCGUUAAACUAGUUUAUAAAACUUCAAGAACAUGGGAAAAGUGUAUUUAUACAUACAAUUUUAACUUUCACUGCAAGAAUUCUAUUUUAAUAUUUGUUUAAUUUUCAUAAAAAAUUAAACAUUUACAAAAAACGUAAAUUAUACUUAGAUAUUUACAUUAAAACGACGGAGCAAGUAAGCACUGAACAAUAAUGUGUACUUGCAAUUUGCUGGCAGCAUUUUCAUAUUGUCAAAUAUUUAAGUAAUAAAUAAAAUUUUUACAAUA